AUGGCAUCUUGGGCCCUUUCCAGGAUAAUCAACCUCCAAAAACACCUCAACCCGACAAGUUCAACUCCAAAGGGUAGAGGGACAGUUAAGAUAUCCCCACAAGUUUCAGAAGCUUUAUCUCUUGGGAAAGCAGUGGUUGCUCUUGAAUCCACCAUUAUUUCUCAUGGAAUGCCAUAUCCUCAGAACUUGCAGACAGCCAAAGAAGUGGAGGCAAUAGUAAGAGAGAAUGGAGCGGUACCUGCCACUGUUGCUAUUUUGGAUGGCAUACCGUGCAUAGGUUUGUCUGUCGAGGAACUUGAGAGGCUGGCUAUCCUAGGAAGAAAAGCUCGAAAGACAGCUCGCAGGGACAUUGCACAUGUUGUGGCUACCCAAGGGAAUGGCGCCACAACUGUUUCUGCCACUAUGUUUUUUGCAUCCAUGGCCGGGAUUCCAAUAUUUGUCACUGGUGGUAUUGGUGGAGUGCAUAGACAUGGCGAGAGUUCUAUGGAUAUUUCUUCUGAUCUCACUGAGUUGGGAAGAACACCUGUUGCUGUAGUUUCUGCAGGUGUGAAAUCAAUUUUAGAUAUUCCAAGAACCCUCGAGUAUUUGGAAACACAAGGAGUUUGUGUUGCGGCGUAUCGAACCAAUGAGUUCCCCGCCUUCUUCACUGAAAAGAGUGGCUGUAAGGCACCGGCCCGUCUCGACUCCCCUGAAGACUUUGCUCGACUGAUAGAUACAAACAUUAAUCUUAAGCUAGGGAGUGGGAUUCUGAUUGCAGUCCCUAUACCAAGCGAACAUUCUGCCUCAGGAAACAUAAUUGAGUCAGCAAUACAGACAGCUCUCAAUGAAGCUCGGGAGCAGAAUAUAACUGGCAGUGCUGAAACUCCAUUCUUACUUGCUAGAGUGAAUGAGCUAACUGGAGGAGCCUCUCUUUUGUCGAACAUUGCUCUUGUGAAAAACAAUGCUCGCGUAGGUGCUCAGAUUGCAGUCUGCCUUUCUCGGCUCCAGAAACAAAGAUGUAAUGGUACCUAA
Messenger RNA from Striga hermonthica, 1011 nucleotides. The record is from the annotation of a GenBank genome assembly. Lineage: Eukaryota; Viridiplantae; Streptophyta; Magnoliopsida; Lamiales; Orobanchaceae.